AUGCCCUACCGUCGUCGAGUCUUGAAGUGCGGGUUGAGUGCGGGGCCACCUCUUCCAACCACACAAUCUGCUAGUGGCAAGCUUACCUUCAAAACCGGAAUUAUAUUUCCCUCUGUCAGGGUUACUGUUGCCGCAGCAACUCUGUCGACUAGGCGAAUUUCAAUUACACAAGUAGUGGCCCUCUAUUCCAACUGCCUUUGCACAUCUAUGCUAUCUAGUAUAGCUCAGCCUGUCUCCCGUGCCGGCCAGCGUAACCAUGGAACGAAGCCCGUUGAUGACGAUUUGGCUCAAUUGGAAGGAUUUCUGAUGACAAACGUGCUACCCGACGAGGACUAUAUCGGAGGACUCGACAUUCGAAUUGACCGUUUUGGGGAUGUUUCGAAGAAGUUGACGCUCGAAUCUCCGCUGAGGUGA
Laccaria bicolor S238N-H82 is the source of this 414-nucleotide messenger RNA. RefSeq lists its product as uncharacterized. The coding region runs from base 1 to 414 and encodes 137 amino acids. Lineage: Eukaryota; Fungi; Basidiomycota; Agaricomycetes; Agaricales; Hydnangiaceae. The record is from RefSeq and is a predicted model, not a curated record. The transcript has 3 exons.